Messenger RNA from Mercurialis annua (annual mercury), 7886 nucleotides. Its product is annotated as protein CHROMATIN REMODELING 4. The record is from RefSeq and is a predicted model, not a curated record. The transcript has 11 exons. Bases 715 to 7704 code for a protein of 2329 amino acids. Lineage: Eukaryota; Viridiplantae; Streptophyta; Magnoliopsida; Malpighiales; Euphorbiaceae. Gene Ontology annotation, biological process: negative regulation of transcription by RNA polymerase II; chromatin remodeling. Gene Ontology annotation, cellular component: nucleus; chromatin. Gene Ontology annotation, molecular function: DNA binding; ATP hydrolysis activity; chromatin binding.
AAGGAGAAACCUUAAUAAAAAAUGGCAACGCUAACUAUAAAAACCGUCAUUACCAAAAUAAACAAACACUGAAUGAAAUCUUCAAUUCCAUUUCCCAAAAGUUGUUGAAGAAGAAGAGAGCACAAUGAGGAGAAGAAAGAAAAAGAAAAGCAUGGGGUGAAGCCACGUGGCGAGGUAUAAGAGGUCAGAUGGUUGUUCUGUGUGAUGAUGGCUGCUGCUGCUGCCUGCCAUGUCAGACCCCAUCGUCCUUCUCUCCGUAUCGUAUGCUUUACUUUCUCUCUCUAGACCCAUUCGGUUUCUCUCUCUAAAACAAGACUUAAUUGUGUGUUGUGUGUGUGUAUUUAUAAGUAAUAAGUCGCUGUCCAUAUUUAAUUUUUUCGCUUUAUUUUACAUUUGGUGGCGUGUGCGUCGUGUCUGUCUCCCUUUUUUAUUUUUAUCCCUCUCUCCUCCUCUUUUCUCGUAUCGCUUCCGUGCCCUAAUUUCUCCGCCUUUCCAAACCCUCCUCCCACUCUUAAUCUCGUCGCGUUUCAGAUUGUUACUGCGGUUUUGAUUCUGAUUCUGCCCGGAAUUGGGUUCCUGAGCUGCUUUUCUUAUCUGGGAAUUUGAGGUUUGCGUUUGCUCAGAUUUCCUCCACAUCUUAUUUGAUAUUUUUCCGUUAAUGCAUAGCACGCUUGUGUCUGCUUUAGCUGCAAAUAUGACACAGGGGAUUAAGGAAUGAAGGAUAAGGGUUUGACGGCUAGUAAAAUGAUAAAUAGGAACUGGGUCUUGAAGCGCAAACGAAAAAAAAUCUUGUAUGGACGAGUUGUUGCCAAUGGUAAAGAAGAGAAAGUAGCAGCCUUGGAGUCUCCUAGAAAUACUUCUGCUGCUAAACGCAAGCUAAAAAGUGAAGUAGACUCUGAUUUAUCUUCAUCCAAGAAGAAGGGGAACGAUGGGUAUUACUAUGAAUGCAUGAUCUGUGACAUUGGUGGAAACUUGUUGUGCUGUGAUAGCUGUCCUCGAGUAUACCAUCUUCAGUGCCUCGAUCCACCACUUAAGCGCAUUCCAAUGGGAAAGUGGCAAUGCCCAAAGUGCUGUCAAAAAAGUGAUCCUCUCAAAUCCAUUACUCAGCUGGACUCCAUUUCAAAGCGGGCAAGAACAAAGAUUAUUUCAUCAAAUCCAAAAAGCGGAAUUAGGUCUUCUAGUGCUGACCAAGUAUCUCAUCUUUUUGGAAGUUCCGUUCUCUCCAAGCGAAGGUCCUCCAGCAAAGGAAAAUCUGCGUUUUCUUUAGAAGUUUUAUCUGGUGAAAAGGAACCAGCUUCUUUGGAUGUAUCCAGUAGCAUCAAGCCGGGUGAUCCUUACAUUGACGUCUCUUUAGAGGGUACCUCAUCAUGUGUGCAUGAUAAUGAUUUAAAUAUACCUGAUGCAUCACCACCUGUCUCACCAACAGGCAAGGAAACUUUGACAAAUUCUGAACUCACAAAAUUAGAGCCUACUGAUGAAAUAACUGAUCGAAAGCAUGACUUGUCUUGUUAUAAUGGGUUUCCAAGAAAAAAUAUUGUUCUUGCAAUUGGUGCCACCAUCGAGAAAGACAGAAAAAGAAAACUAGAAAGCAAUGGUGAAAAUGGUGAAGUAAAGAAGCAUAGGGCUGACAAAGGAAAACGCACUUCUAAGAAACGUCAAUCGAAAUCCAAUUGUUUAUUUACUGGGAGUACUCAACUGUUACAAAAAGAGAGAACUGUUGAUCAUGGGGUUUCCACAUUAAGUUUAAAGAAUGAUGUUGAAGUCAAGAAUGUAGAGGUGCAAGGGAAGAAUGAGAAGCUUCUCGAAGAACUUGUUCACCCAUCAAAUGAGACUAAUAAGGCUGGGGGUUAUGCGGAUGAAACACAAUUAGGUGAAGAUCUUGCUAUCCAUGAACUUCAACAGGUUGAUCGUGUUUUAGGAUGCCGGAUUCAAGGUGAUAAUGCAAGCUCUUCAUGUAAUUUAUCUUCAUUUGUGACAGAUGACCUACCUUCAGAUCAAUUACUCAUUCCUGAAAUCCAUAUGAGAGAGGAAAAUUCUGGUUGUGAUGUUGAUUCCAAUGUAGCAGUUGCUGAAAAUAUUGCAGAGGGUUGUCCUGGAAUCAACCAAAUUUUUGAUGAGGGAAAAAGCAUGAAGGAUGAAACUGUGGUGGAUAAAAUACAUGUAUAUAAGAGAUCUGCAAGUAAAGAUUGUAAAGGAGAAAGACCCAAGGAUUUAUUGGGGAAAGAUAACACGGGUUCUGGUUCUAGAGGUGUAAAUGAUAAAGAUGGAGAUGAGUCUCAAGUAACUGCAGAAGAUUCUGUAAAACAAGCUGAAAAUGUUGCAAUAAAGGAGAAUAUUGGCGAUCGUCUGAAAAGUCGGGAUAUCACUGAGCUCAAUUUAUCGCCUGAAACCAGAGUCAGCAAAGAGGCAGAUAUGGAAAUGAAAAUGAGCAGUGGUGCUCAAAAUAAAGUUCAGCAACCCAUUGCAAUCGAUUCUGCACAUGCUAAUCGUGAGCCUAUAUUUGAAUUUUUAGUUAAGUGGGUAGGGAAGUCUCAUGUACACAAUAGUUGGAUUUUGGAAUCUCAGCUGAAAGUCCUUGCAAAAAGAAAACUAGAAAAUUAUAAGGCUAAGUAUGGAACAGCUUUGAUAAAUAUAUGUGAGGAGAAGUGGAAGCAGCCACAACGUGUUAUUGCUCUUCGUGCUUCUAGAGAUGGUACGCAGGAAGCUUUUGUUAGAUGGACUGGUCUUCCAUAUGAUGAAUGCACUUGGGAAAAACUGGAUGAACCUGUUUUAUUGAAGUCUUCACAUCUGGUUGAUUUGUUUGAUCAGUUAGAACAGAAAACAGUGGAAAGAAAUUGUAUGAGGGGAACUCCAAUAAUAAAGGGGAGGGGUGAUGGUCAGAGGAAUGAGAUUGUUACUCUCACAGAGCAACCCGAGGAAUUGAAAGGAGGUAGCUUAUUUCCUCAUCAGCUUGAAGCAUUAAAUUGGUUACGCAGAUGCUGGUACAAAUCGAAAAAUGUGAUCCUUGCUGAUGAAAUGGGGCUGGGAAAAACAGUGUCUGCUUGUGCUUUUAUGUCAUCAUUAUACUUUGAGUUCAAAGCAUCUUUGCCUUGCUUGGUCUUAGUUCCACUGUCCACAAUGCCUAACUGGCAUGCUGAAUUUGCAUUAUGGGCCCCUAACGUAAAUGUUGUGGAAUAUCAUGGGUGUGCAAAAGCAAGGGCAAUUAUUCGCCAAUAUGAGUGGCAUGCUAGUGAUCCUAAUGAUAUGAAUAAGAAAACUUCUUCACAUAAAUUUAAUGUUCUUUUAACUACAUAUGAAAUGGUUCUCGCUGACUCCUCCCAUUUGCGUGGAGUUCCGUGGGAAGUUCUUGUGGUUGAUGAGGGCCAUCGUCUAAAGAAUUCCGGAAGUAAGCUAUUCAGCUUGCUCAAUACAUUCUCUUUCCAACACCGAGUUCUCCUAACUGGCACCCCUCUUCAAAAUAAUAUUGGUGAGAUGUAUAAUUUGCUUAACUUCUUGCAGCCAGCUUCAUUCCCUUCUCUGUCUUCAUUUGAGGAGAAGUUUAAUGACCUUACAACUGCGGAAAAAGUGGAUGAAUUGAAAAAACUUGUUGCUCCUCAUAUGCUUCGACGGCUUAAAAAAGAUGCCAUGCAAAAUAUCCCUCCCAAGACAGAAAGAAUGGUCCCUGUUGAGUUGACUUCUAUACAGGCUGAAUACUAUCGUGCAAUGCUAACAAAAAACUACCAGAUAUUGCGGAAUAUUGGAAAAGGGGUUGCACAGCAAUCCAUGCUGAACAUUGUAAUGCAACUGAGAAAGAUUUGCAAUCACCCCUAUCUCAUACCAGGAACUGAGCCUGAUUCUGGAUCAUUAGAAUUCCUUCAUGACAUGCGAAUAAAAGCAUCUGCAAAGCUCACUGUGCUGCACUCUAUGUUAAAGGCUUUAUAUAAGGAAGGGCAUAGAGUUCUUAUUUUCUCUCAGAUGACCAAGCUUUUGGAUAUUCUUGAGGAUUAUUUGACUAUAGAGUUUGGGCCUAAAACUUAUGAGAGGGUGGAUGGAUCUGUAUGCGUCUCUGACCGCCAAACAGCAAUUGCCCGUUUCAACCAGGACAAAAGCAGAUUUGUGUUUUUGUUAUCAACGCGCUCUUGUGGUCUUGGAAUCAAUUUGGCAACUGCUGACACUGUUGUUAUUUAUGACUCUGAUUUCAACCCACAUGCUGAUAUUCAAGCAAUGAACCGAGCUCAUCGAAUUGGACAGUCCAAAAGACUUUUGGUGUACAGGCUUGUUGUUCGUGCAAGUGUUGAAGAGCGUAUCUUGCAGCUUGCUAAAAAGAAAUUAAUGCUUGACCAGCUUUUUGUGAAUAAGUCUGGCUCUCAAAAGGAAGUAGAGGAUAUUCUGCGAUGGGGAACAGAGGAACUUUUUACUGAUUCUUGUAGCAUGGCUGGGAAAGAUGCUGGUGAAAGUAAUAGCAGUAAAGAUGAGGCAGUAGCAGAUACAGAGCAAAAACAGAGGAAAAGGGGUGGUGGCCUGGGGGAUGUGUACCAGGAUAAGUGUACAGAUGGCGGCAACAAAAUUGUCUGGGAUGAAAAUGCAAUUGCAAAAUUGCUUGACCGUUCAAUCCUUCAGUCUGGGACUGCUGAUAUUGCUGAAUUGGAUUUUGAGAAUGACAUGCUUGGCUCUGUAAAGUCUGUGGAAUGGAAUGAUGAACCAGUUGAAGAGCAAGGGGGAGCUGAAUCACCUUCUCUUGCUGGUGAUGAAAUUUGUGGACAAAAUUCUGAGAGAAAAGAAAAUACCGUGGCUAUGGCCACUGAAGAAAGUGAAUGGGACAAGCUUCUGCGCUCAAGAUGGGAGAGAUAUCAAAGUGAAGAAGAAGCAGUUCUUGGUCGAGGGAAGCGCCAGAGAAAGGCUGUUUCUUACCGAGAAGCUUAUGCUCUACAUCCAAAUGGAAUUUUGAGCGAGAGUGCCGGUGAAGAGGAAAAGGAGCCAGAGCCAGAGCGGGAAUAUACACCAGCUGGAAGGGCGCUGAAAGCAAAGUAUGCUAAGCUUCGUGCAAGACAAAAAUGGCGCCUUGCUCAGAGGAAUGCAAUUGAAGAAUCCCUUCCGGAUGAAGGACUUCCUAUUCCUGAGUCACCACUACGGUCUCAUUGUCCUCCCAGUAAGGUAAAGGACGAGAAUCAAGUAACGGAAUUUGCUCAACAAGUUAAAGAGAAGUCUCCAGAUAUGGACUUGGAAGAUAUCAAGUUACCCCAGCCAUUGGGUACACAGAAGAGCAAAGCUGACUCAACUUUGAGGCUGGGUAGGGUUUCAAAGCUUAAAGCCACCCAUUAUCUGGAUCUUUCUGCUAUUAAUUCUCCUGGUCACCCUUCUCCCGACUUUGGUCCAAGUCAACAAAAUCAGGGCGCAAACAAUAUUGAUUAUAAUUUGUUACCAGUUCUGGGACUUUGUGCGCCCAAUGCUAAUCACUUAGACUCAUCGCACAGAAACUCUUCACGAUUUGCUAAUAGACAAAGCAAGCCAGUGUUUGGACCAGAAUUUCCAUUUACUCUACCUCCUUCCUCUGUUGAGGCAGAUGUGAAAUAUCCAGAGACUAUGCUUGGCAAACUGAGAUUUCAAGAAGCAUCAGCAGAACUUUUACAACAGCACAUGAGAAGUGGUAUAUCAGAUGGUUGGCUCCCAUAUAGUCAGUGUCCUCCCCCUCUUCCGCGAGGGAAAAGUUCUGAAUGUUUUGAGAGUUCCAGUUCUAGUUUUGCUGAUUUUCAGGAGAAAAUGUCAUUACCAAAUUUACCUUUUGAUGAAAAAUUGUUCCCCAGAUUCUCAGUUCCUUCUAAGAGUAUGCCAAUUCCGCAUCCUGAUCUAUUACCUAGUUUGUCACUUGGAGGAAGAGUUGACACUGUAAACAACUCUAUGCGGGACCUUCCAGCAAUGCCGUUGUUACCCAAUUUGAAAUUUCCCUCUCAAGAUGCACCAAGAUAUAAUCAGAUAGACACGGAGGUGCCCCCCAUACCGGGUUUUGGUCAGAUGCCAUCUAACUUUACAUCUUUUCCUGAAAACCACAGGAAGGUGCUCGCAAACAUAAUGCUAAGGACUGGUUCUGGAUCAAAUAACUUGUAUAGAAAGAAAUCGAAAAUAGAUGGCUGGUCAGAAGAUGAACUUGAUUUUCUCUGGAUUGGUGUACGUAGACACGGAAGGGGCAAUUGGGAUGCCAUGCUUAGAGACCCCAGGUUAAAAUUCUCCAAAUACAGAAGUUCAGAUGAUUUGGCAGCUAGAUGGGAGGAGGAACAAAUGAAGAUCUUGGAUGCACCUCCCUUCCUAGGUUCAAAGGCAACUAAGUCAUCAAAGUCUUCCAAGUCACCCUUGUUCCCGAGUAUUCCUGAAGGAAUGAUGGCAAGGGCCUUGCACGGCAGUAGGCUUGGCUUAGCGCCAAAGUUUCAGUCCCAUCUAACAGACAUGAAACUGGGCUUUAGUGAUCUACCUCCAAGCUUGCAACAUUUUGAGCCACCAGAUCAUACCGGUUUGCAGCACGAGCAAUUUGGGCCCAUUCCGACUUGGAAUCCUGAAAAAUUACAUGCUGGGGAUUCUUCUGCUGGACCCUCUAGUUCAAAUGCCUCUGCUGAAAUGCCAUUCCUACUGAAUUCCUUGGGAUCAAGCAACUUGGGAUCAAGUAACUUGGGAUCUUCGGGUUUGAAUAGCUCUAGCAGCUUUGAUUUUCACCGCAGAGAAGAACAUAACAAGAUGAAGUAUGGGAGGUUGCCCAGUCUUCUGGAUAGGUCGUUAAAUAUUUUCUAUAAUUCUCAGAAUAAUGUUGAAAAUGGUGAAUCCAGCGGAUCUGCUUUGUUUGCAGACCCAAAUAAAGGGCUAGACGUUUCCCAUUCAAAAGGGAAAGAGGUCGUUGGAAGCAGUUCUUCAAAGGAUAAUCUCCCACAUUGGCUUAGGGAAGCUGUAAGUGCUCCUACUAAACCACCAGAGCCCAACCUGCCACCCACUGUAUUAGCAAUUGCUCGGUCUCUACGUGUAUUAUAUGGAGAAGACAAGUCUACAAUUCCUCCUUUUGUCAUACCGGGUCCUCCUCCUCCUCAGCCAAAGGAUCCAAGACGGAUACUCAAAAAGAAAAAAAAGAAGCGGCGAUCACAAUUGUUCAGGCAGUUUCCACUAGACAUUGCAGGAAACAUGCAGAAUUUUACAAGGCGCAUCCACGGCAGCAAAUUUGCUUCAUCCUCAACAUUUCAACCGCCUGCCUCUUUAAUUCCUGGAACAUCAGGCUUGAUGCGGAAAGAUUCCGACCGAAAUGGAAAAUUUUCAAACUUGAACAUGAUAAACUCAUUGACUUCAUCUUAUUUAAACUUGCCAAAGAAAACAACCAUGGGAUUGUCCCCUUCUCCUGAAGUGCUUCAAUUGGUGGCAUCAUGUGUUGCUCCAGGUCCGCACUUGUUGUCAAGUUCAGGCAUGACUGGCUCUAGCUUCCUUGAGAGCAAACCACCUUCGCCGAGAUCUGGUGACCAAGCUGGAUUAUCAGAUACACUAGUCCAACAACCUGAACCGACAAUCCAGGACCCACAUGUUUUGCAUCUUGAUGCUCAAGGUAUUUGUCCAGAAGAGAAACUAGGCAAACCUAACUCUGGCGAUUCCAGUAAGACUCCAUCGGAUCCUCCUCCAACUGAACAGCCAGAUGUGGAGGAGAUAUCUUCCAAGGGAACUAUUUCAGAUCCUCCUGUAAUUGAGCAUGAACAAUAGGUAUAAAAAGUUAGUAAUAUUCUUUCAGCUACUGGGAUUCCAGGCUUUUCAGUAAUGUGCUCAAAUUUUUGUAGGCAUGAUGUAAUGAGUGAUAAUUAUCGUAUAUAAGAUGAUGUAGGGUGUCUCUCUGUAAAAUUAUUGUAAGAGGAAAUGAAAUGAAAUGCAUAGUGUUGUUUUUUGCU